Messenger RNA from Closterium sp. Naga37s-1, 465 nucleotides. The record is from the annotation of a GenBank genome assembly. Lineage: Eukaryota; Viridiplantae; Streptophyta; Zygnematophyceae; Desmidiales; Closteriaceae.
AUGUCCAUCCAGACGCAUCGAAGGGAGGCCGUUUUUGGGGAAGGCAUCUUCUCGAACAGCACUCCCUCUCUCCGGCGUCCCCUACCCUCCCUCCAUCCACGUGUUUCUGGGGGAGCCAUCUACGCUAAAGACGCCUUCCUCACGUUCGUCAAAGCCACCCUGAACUACAACAAGGCUCUCGGCACCGCCACUGUCAACACCAUCACCACCGGCGAAGGCGGAGCAGCCUACGCCGCGGCCACGGGACGAAACUCCGAGGCUGCGGUGCGGUUCUGCUCGUUAACCUUCCAGGCCAACACCGCCAAGUUCACAGACGAUAGCACGCUCUACAUGGAGAUGGGCUGGGGGUCGUCGUGGGCGGCGGUGCUGUCGAUUUGCGACAGGAGCAAGCCGACUGGCACGGUGGUGCCCACGAGUGGAUGGAAACUCGUGACCGGCUGCCCCGCCAGCACCUGUAAUGCUUGA